Messenger RNA from Pelodiscus sinensis (Chinese soft-shelled turtle), 1473 nucleotides. The record is from RefSeq and is a predicted model, not a curated record. Lineage: Eukaryota; Metazoa; Chordata; Testudines; Trionychidae.
CGGGCCCCGCCGCCUCCCCUCCGGGUCCAGUGGGGUGCGCGGUGCCGGGUCACUGCCUGCUCCGCGCGCCCGGAGCCUCGCAGCGCCCGGCCCGGCAUAGCCAGAGUGUGUGUUGGGGGGAAGGGGAGAAUCGCUACUUGCAGCACUCCAGAACAUUGAGAGGAAUUGCUAAUAGUGCAACCCAGAUGUUUACACUUCUAUUGGCUAGAUGUCAACCCUGCAAGCGAUUGCUGAGUGUCUCAUCCCCACCGAAUCAAGUGAAGGAUGGAAGCUUUGUACAGCAUUGGAGUUAUACAACUGAUACAAAAUCAAAAGUGGAGAACAAAAGAACUGUGGAGAAUCUCUACAAGUUAUCCAUUGAUAUUAAAAAAAUUCGGAGGCUAAAGCAGUGGGUCCUCUUUCAGGAUACAGCCUAUGUUAAAGAAACUGCUAAUACUUUACGAGAAAUGGGAGCUGAUAAGACUGCCAUAGUGAACAUUUUGGAACGUUGCCCAGAGGCAAUCCUCCGUACCCCAGCAGAGAUAAACUCUCAAAGGGAGUUGUGGCAGUCAGUAUGCCAAAAUGAAAAACAACUGGUCAAGUUAAUAGAACUAUUUCCAGAGUCUUUUUUUACUGUUGAACACCACGAGAACCAGAAAUCUAAUGUUCGGUUUUUUCAAGAAUUAGGUCUGAAAAAUAAUAUUAUCAGCAGAUUCUUCACAAGUGCACCUGAUAUUUUUCACAAGCCUGUUGAAAAAAACAAACAUAUAGUAGAGACAUUACAGAGAACGUAUCUAAAUUUAGGAGGUUCUGAUGCCAAUAUGAAGGUUUGGCUUCUGAAAUUAUUAAGUCAGAACCCUUUUAUUUUGUUAAAUACCUCCACAGAGGUUCUAGAGAACUUGGAGUUUCUCCAGAAGCAAGAUUUCACUGAUUCUGAAGUUCUACAACUGCUGUCCAAGCUUAAAGGUUUUAUUUUUCAGAUUAGCCCUAGCACGAUGCAGAAGAGCAUGUUUUUUUCCAAAGAUGUUUUUAAGUGCAAUGAAGAAGAAUUAAAAGAGCUAGUGUUGAAAUGCCCUGCUCUACUCUACAAUUCUGUUCCAAUUCUGGAAGAAAGAUUCAGGGGACUGUUGAAGGAAGGAAUUUCUAUAGAUCAGAUUAAAAAGACACCAAUGGUGCUGGAGCUGACAACUCAAAUUGUACAGUACAGAAUUAAAAAGUUAGCUGCUUUAGGAUACAAUAUAAAAAAUGGAAAUCUAGAAGAUUUGAAUGGAACAAAGAGAGAUUUUGAAGCCACUUAUUGCAAAAUACAAGCAAAGAGAGAGAGACCAAUGUUUAAUCCUGUUGCUCCUUUAGAUUAAUUUGAACAUCUUUAGUUUAUUCCAGAAAGGUAUUUUAUCCAUCCUUCCUUAAGGACUGAAAUAAAAUCAUAUCACCAGUACUUUAAAAAAUGUUAUUGUAUUACAAAAAGUGACCACAAUAAAAAGGUUAGCACUA